UGAGCCAUGCAUUUGCUGUUUGUUGUUUAUAAAUUCCGCCAAAUUUUGUCAAUUGAUGUCGCAGCAUGUCCACUUGCAGUUCAUCCGAAAUAGCGGAGAAGAAGCGCAUUGCGCUGGCCAAGCUGCAGGCCAAGAAGUCCCAGCUGCUGGCCAGCGCAUCCACAUCCACAUCCGGACAAUCCACAACGACUGCAACAGGUGGGCCGCAACAUGCCCGUGAUGGAAAUUCGAAUCCCAAACAACCGCAGGCCAAAUCUCCAUUGAAUUUCUACCGAUCACCGCCUGCAGCGCAGAAGAAGAUCAGCAGGAGCGCACCCACGUCCGGUGACAACAAGAGCUCGUCGUUCAUGAACGCUCUAAAAGCAAUCAAACAGACAUCCGCCCGGGAAUUGUCCCGAGGAGCCGCACAUCCUUACCAACGGCCAAAUGGCGGAAGCGAAAGAAACAAGCCCACUCUUUCACUUGGUUCCGAUAAGGAGAAACCCGUGACUGUGCAACUCGGUAACUCCAUCACUUGCAAUCUCUACAUGGUCAGCGCACAUCGGUUUGCCGCCCAAACCUCUGGAUAUCAUGAAAAGCUAGUCGCCGUGUUCAAGAACAUGCCCACCAAAUCCUACGAUAGCCAAACCCGCAUAUGGAGUUUCGAUCUCUCGGACUACCAAUCCCUGGAGACGCAUGCAGCGGAUCUAAAGCCAUAUGUCCACGUGGUUGGUAUACCAAAGAAGGUGCUAGAUCUCUGCCGCCAGCCGCCAAUAGUUGCGGAAAGAAGUGUUUUGGCUUCCAUAGAACCCAAGCUGGCGGACCAACUAAUGCCCUUCCAACAGGAUGGGGUAUGCUUUUCCAUAGCCCAAAAAGGCCGCAUUAUGAUAUGUGAUGAAAUGGGUCUGGGCAAAACCUAUCAGGCCUUGGCCGUAGCCGACUAUUUCCAGGAUGAUUGGCCUUUACUUGUCUGCACCACCGCUUCUACAAGAGACAGUUGGGCGAAACACAUCAUGGAUCUACUGCCGAAGGUGCCCAUCCACUAUGUCCAGGUGCUGAACAACAAUCAACAAUAUGUUGGUGAGGCCAAGGUGCUCAUCACCAGCUACAACAUGAUGGAGCGGCACGAAGAUAAGCUCAUGCAGCGAAAAUAUGGUUUCAUCAUCUUCGACGAGUCGCACACGCUGAAGAACAGCAAGGCCAAGUGCACGACAACGGCCAAAAGGCUCACGGAACAAGCCAAGCGGGUGAUUCUGCUUUCCGGAACACCAGCUCUCUCCCGACCAUUGGAACUGUUCACGCAACUUCAAAUGGUGGAUGGCAAAUUUAUGAAUUUCAUGGAGUUCACUACUCGUUAUUGUGAUGGAAAGCAAUCCACUUUUGGUUGGGAUGCCAGCGGCCAAUCGAAUCUGGAGGAACUGAAGGUUAUUCUUAACCUUAAAUACAUGCUGAGGCGAACGAAAGAGCAGGUGCUGCCUCAACUCGCUGAAAAGAACCGUGAGACUGUGGUCCUGGAUCCCGCCCUAGUGUGGACCAAUGACGAGACCAAGGAGACCUUAGAUGCGUUUAGCAAAGAGCUGAAGACCUCCAAAGGCAGGGCAAUGGAGGAGAUCUUACUCCGUUUCUAUGCACGUACUGCGGAAGUGAAAGCUCGAGCCGUCUGCGCCUACCUAAAAACCUUAGUAAAGGAACAGAAAAAGUUCAUUAUUUUUGCCCACCAUCGUGUCAUGAUGGACGCCAUUAACGACUGCCUCAGUGGGUUAAAAGUACACUUCAUACGUAUUGAUGGACAGACGCGUAGUGAUCUCAGGUCGGAUUUCGUAGACACAUUCCAGAAGAAGAGCAGUUGUAAGGUGGCCCUGCUCUCGCUAAAAGCUUGCAAUUCAGGAAUCACGCUAACUGCAGCUGAGAUCAUAGUGUUCGCUGAACUGGACUGGAAUCCCAGCACCCUUGCCCAGGCUGAAAGUCGUGCGCACCGCAUUGGCCAGACAAAACCGGUGAUAUGUCGCUAUCUGAUGGCUCACCAAACGGCAGACGACACAAUCUGGAACAUGCUGAAGAAUAAGCAAGAGGUGCUUAGUAAAGUGGGCAUCUUCGCCGAAAAUCUUCAGAAAGCAACACACACAGCAGCACCGACUUCAUCCCACAAGAUUGAGGAAUACUUCUCGCCCAACAAGUCCACCUCCCUUGAACCGGAAAAGGGUAGCAUAAAACAAUACUUUUCGCCUGCUCCAGCCAAUAAGCACCGUGAGCAAAAUAAUAAUUUAGAAAAGGCCAAAGAAAACAAUGCCGAGUCGGAUAUUGCGGCGUUUUUUAACGAUGAUGAUGAUGAGGCUUUUCUGGAUUUAGAUAUUUAGAUUAUGUGAGAGAAUUAAAUCCUAGAUCGUUAAAUGAGUUUAUUUAAAUAAAUUGUAUUCGAGAA
Drosophila teissieri is the source of this 2401-nucleotide messenger RNA. RefSeq names its product SWI/SNF-related matrix-associated actin-dependent regulator of chromatin subfamily A-like protein 1 (gene Marcal1). The record is from RefSeq and is a predicted model, not a curated record. NCBI's taxonomy places the organism in Eukaryota, Metazoa, Arthropoda, Insecta, Diptera, Drosophilidae. Gene Ontology annotation, cellular component: nuclear replication fork. Gene Ontology annotation, biological process: DNA repair; replication fork processing. Gene Ontology annotation, molecular function: ATP-dependent chromatin remodeler activity; ATP binding. The coding region runs from base 66 to 2336 and encodes 756 amino acids. The transcript has 7 exons.